Molecule: messenger RNA, 1146 nt
Organism: Closterium sp. Naga37s-1
Lineage: Eukaryota; Viridiplantae; Streptophyta; Zygnematophyceae; Desmidiales; Closteriaceae
Source: the annotation of a GenBank genome assembly
AUGGACCAAACCCAAACCACAUCAGCUUCGGGGAGGUCCGGAUCAGGUUCGUCAGAAUUCGGUCCAGGUUCGGUGGCGUGCGCUGGAGUUGCCGGUCUGGUGGCAGGAGCUCUGCUGCCAUUGGUCGGGCGGCAAUUAAGAGGCGCUCUUGGUCGGUUUUUGCCUGCCCCUACUGCACAACAAUCAGCAGCAGCAGCGGCGGGCUCACAAGCAGCACCAGACGCAGCAGCAGCAGACGGAACAGCAGCAGGAAUUAAACGCACAGAUGUGGACCUUGCUGACGUGGCAGUGACGUGGAUCCGUCCACCGCACCCCGAUUGGCAGGCUCCUGAUCAGCUGCUGCCGCCCUUCCCUGUCCCCUCAGCGGUUGACACUGAGGGUGGGAAGGAUGGGGAAGAGGAGGGUAGGAGAGAGGAGGGAAAAGGAGGAGAGGGAGGAGGGGAGGUGGGGGUGGUGAGUGUGCGAGUAGCGGACUGCAGCAGCAGUGUGCUGUACCCCCUCGUUAUAAGCACAGUGGUUCCUCGGCCUAUAGCCUUUAUCUCUACACUUUCCAAGACGGGUGUGGGAAAUCUCUCGCCCUACUCCUAUUUUAACGCUGUGGCGCACAAUCCGCCCAUGCUUGCGAUUGGUCACUGCUGGUCCAGUGGGAAGCCCAAGGACUCGCUCACAAACAUACUCGAUACAAGAGAGCUGGUGGUGGCGCUGAUCAGCGAUUGGUUCGUGGAAGCGGCCAAUCACACGUGCGGGCCUUUUCCACCUGAAGUGGACGAGAUGGAACGGGCUGGCCUCACUCCUGUGCCGUCUGUCAUGGUGAAGCCACCCCGAGUUGCUGAGUCAGCAGUCAACAUGGAGUGCGUUGUCAGACACACAUAUGACGUCACGGACAGGGAUGGAAGUGUGACAACAACGAUUGUGCUUGUGGAGGUCGUUAUGUUCCAUUUCUCUGAGCAUGUGGUUACACGCACCCCCAACACUGGGAAACUGAUAGUUGACCCAGCAAAACUUCGUCCUAUGUGCAGACUUGGGGGAAACACGUAUGGCUUUGUGUCCCACCUGUUUGAUAUUGCGCGGCCAGAUAAAGAUGGCAGGUACCCGGGUCACAAAGGAUUUGUGCAAAGUGAGAGGGACAAGAUUGUUUCACAGUAA